Messenger RNA from Syngnathus typhle (broad-nosed pipefish), 1772 nucleotides. RefSeq names its product protein NDRG1-like. The record is from RefSeq and is a predicted model, not a curated record. The transcript is spliced from 12 exons. NCBI's taxonomy places the organism in Eukaryota, Metazoa, Chordata, Actinopteri, Syngnathiformes, Syngnathidae. Gene Ontology annotation, biological process: signal transduction. The coding region runs from base 188 to 1279 and encodes 363 amino acids. Gene Ontology annotation, cellular component: cytoplasm.
GCUUUAGCAGCAGAUCAGUGCUGCAGCGUAUAUAAAGCUGCUCAAGCAAAUGGCCCGUCACAUAUCCUGCACGGGGGUUUACGCAUAGUCGUACUCCCUACGAGAUUUUCAAGAAAUUCCCAUUCAGAGGACACCUAUUGCAAGUUUUUUGUCUAUCUGUACUUUGGCCUUGAGUGCAACAGGAGUUAUGGUUCUGGAAGAGAAUGAGUCCGACUCUGUCUUUGAGCCUCUCAUUAAUGAGGAGCAAAUUGAGACUCAGUAUGGGAAUGUCCACUGCAUCAUGAUGGGGACGCCCAGGGCGAAUCGCCCCGUCAUUUUGACAUAUCAUGACGUUGGACUAAACCACAAGACCUGUUUUGAGACUCUAUUUGCGCAUGAGGACAUGCAAGAAAUCCUCAGACAUUUUCCCGUUUGUCACGUUGAAGCCCCAGGACAACACGAAGCGGCCAAAACCUUCCCAACAACGUAUUCCUACCCGACCAUAGACCAACUGUCUGAAGCGCUGGUUAGUGUGCUCAAACACUUUGGGUUGCGCAGCGUGAUUGGACUGGGAGUUGGAGCAGGUGCCUGCAUUUUGGCCAAUUUUGCUUUAAAUCACCCUGAUCUGGUGGAUGGAUUGGUUCUAAUCAACAUCAACCCUAAUGCUGAAGGAUUAAUAGAUGCUGUCGCCAACAAGCUUACUGAAUGGACUCACACUCUCCCUGACACAAUUAUCACACAUUUAUUCGGAAAAGAAGAGAUCCAUUCCAACCAUGACCUCAUAGCAACAUACCGCCACCACAUCAGCGCGACCAUGAACCAGCACAACGUGGCCCAGUUCUUUCGUGCUUACAACAGUCGCAGUGCUCUUGAGGUGGAGAGGCCUGUUCCUGGAGGAAAUACCAAAGUCAGGACCCUCAAGUGCUCCACAUUACUGGUUGUUGGAGACAGCUCUCCAUUUGUGGACGCUGUGGUUGACUGCAACUCGAAGCUUAACCCAACAAAGACCACACUGCUCAAAAUGGCGGACUGCGGAGGACUUCCUCAAGUGGCUCAGCCAGCAAAAGUGAUCGAAGCCUUGAAAUACUUCAUCCAAGGCCUUGGAUACUUAUCCAGUGCCAGUAUGACCAGACUUCGGUCACGGACAACCUCUAGCUCCAGCGUCUCGUCUAUGGAGAACUCUCGGAGUCGUACACAUGAGAAGCGAGGACGCUCCCAUACUGAUGUUUCCAUGGAGAGCAUCUCCAACAACAACAUGGAUCGCAUCGUUUCAAAAUCCACUCAUGAAGUGGCAUGCUAGGGCGCACAAUGCACUCAGCUUCCUCUUGCAUCUUGUUAUUGACUAUCUCUGCAAUUACACUUAAAGGUCACGGUCAUAGCUAAAUAUGACAUCAAUAUGCUUUUUGUUUUUUUUAGUGUCCUUUUCAUGUUGCCCCGAGCAGCUUCUCCUUUAAGUACCUAAAAAUUUCCAUUCUCCUUUUCUUACCACUACUACUGAUUGCACAUGCUAUCAAUAAUAAUUUCCAUGUAUCAUUGAUUUGAUUAUUUAUCAUUUUCCUAAUUAUUUUAUUCAUUACUGACCAAAAGAACUCAUAUCUUAACACUGAUAGACCGUCAUUUUUUCAUCUUUUGCAGAAGUGGUUCAUAGAAAUGUGUACAAAAGAUCAAUUAUGAUAGUCCUUGAUAGUCCAUCAUUGAUUUGCAGAAGAGAAAUUCGACCGUUACAUGGAGUACUCAGCAACAUACCACACCGCAGACUGUAAAAUAAAUACCAAAUCCUAAAAAAUUGGAAA